AUGCAAUCUCUCUAAUCAUCAUAAUCAAACUUCAUCCAAAACACAAUGUCUAAAGUUGAAGAAUAUUUUGUGGAAAUAGAUCUACAAUUAGACGUAAUUUUCAUAUUCUAUUAUAUUCUAGUCUUCCUUCACUAGAAUAGAUCAAUUAGUUGACUAAAUUGUUUAUAAAUCCUUUGAAGGCAUGAAUCACUAAAAUGAAUCACUACUUGAAUUACCUUAAUUUAUUUAAUUCCAGAUCGAUUUCACUGACUAUUAAUAACAAAUCAUAGAGUGCGUGAAACCUUUGGUAAAUAAGUUCCUCAAAAAUGAAAUUAAAAUAAAAAAUAGAAAAAUAAUUGAAAAUGAUUCUUAAAGUGGAGAAAUUGAAGAAUUCGAUAGAAUUUAAAAUGAAGGAAAAUUAGAAGUUAUUAUUUAGAGUUAAAAGGAAAUGAUUUUAGUUGGCAAUAAAUAGAAGUAAUUAGAAUAAUAAUUGAUGAAGUAUAAAUAAGUUUAAUUUAAUUUAAUUGAUGAUUCAAAUUAAUAGAUUGGUUGGUGUUAUGCAAUAGUGUUCAAUAAAGAUGGAUCAAUUAUGAUUUCUUGUGAUAAUUGUGGGAUUAAAAUAUGGAAUUUUGAAUAAGGAAGAUUUAAAUUAUCUAAUUCUUACAAUAAACAUACAAAUCCUGUUAAGUGUUUAGUGUUUAGCAAAAAAACAAAUAAUUUUAUUUCUGGUUGUGGAUAUAACUAAAUUAUAUGUUGGUAAUAAAUUAAUUAAAAAGAUUGGAAGUAUUCAUAACUAUUCGAGUAACAUACUGAUAGUGUUAAUUGUUUAUUAUUAAAUUAAUAAGAGGAUCAACUUAUUUCAGGAGGAAUGGAUAAUAAAUUAAUAGUAUGGAAAGUAGAUUUUAUUAAGAAUCAUCUGACUUUUCUGUAUUCUUUAGAUCAAAAUAUCAAUAGUAUAAACUCACUGAGUUUUAAUUAAUCUGAAACUUUAUUGGCAUCAUGUGAUUAUUCUCAUUUCAUCAUAUGGGAGAAAGGAUAGUAAGGAGUAUGGGAAUUUAAAUAUAAAUAGAAUGUCGAAAGUGGAUAUAAAAUUCAUUUCAUUAAUGAUUAACAAUUUCUUUGGGUAACUUCAAAAAUGAAUGAUAUUUUGGUAUUUGAAUUAUAGAAUAGAGUUUUUAAAUAGAAUUAAAAUAAAACUAUUUCUUUAAUUAAGAAUAACGAAUGUGAAGAUGAUAGAUCAUUUCCAAUUAUGCAUAAUAAAGAUAGAAAUGUGAUAUUUGUAAGACAUAAAAAUCAUAUCUAUUUGAUUAGACAAUUAAAUGAUGGCACGCUUAGUAUUCUUGCAUCAUUAAAUUCUUAAUCUAGAUAAACUUAUGGAACUAUCACCAAUAAUGCCUAAUAUUUAGUAUUUUAAGAUAUGAAAUCUUAAAAGUAUUCAUCAUAUGAGAUAUAAUAUAUAUGA
Messenger RNA from Paramecium octaurelia, 1441 nucleotides. The record is from the annotation of a GenBank genome assembly. Lineage: Eukaryota; Ciliophora; Oligohymenophorea; Peniculida; Parameciidae.